AUGAGUCUGCGUCUCGCCCUGGGCUCCAUCGUCGCCCCCAAGCGUCCAACGCGAGCCAUGAGCAAUUCGGGCACCGCGAGCCCUGUAUUCCCCUACGGGACUCCCGUCACGCCCCUCCCGACGCCUGCGACGCCUGCCUCGCAGUCAUCGUCGUCGAGUCCCGACCGCCAUGAACAGUCUCCAACCUCUCACUCUCACUCGCCGCUUGCCUUCGCAACGACGGCUGAGCCGGACCUUCCACCAGCCGUCACAAUUGUCUCUGACUCUGCCCGCACUAGCAGAGCGAAGCUCAUCGGGACUCUUCAAUCGAAGAGCGCGUUCGAUGCGUUGGUUCAUGGAUCCUGGGUGUAG
This is a messenger RNA of Postia placenta MAD-698-R-SB12, 351 nucleotides long. RefSeq lists its product as hypothetical. The coding region runs from base 1 to 351 and encodes 116 amino acids. The record is from RefSeq and is a predicted model, not a curated record. NCBI's taxonomy places the organism in Eukaryota, Fungi, Basidiomycota, Agaricomycetes, Polyporales, Adustoporiaceae. The transcript has 3 exons.